This is a messenger RNA of Fusarium oxysporum Fo47, 504 nucleotides long. RefSeq lists its product as uncharacterized. The transcript has a single exon. Lineage: Eukaryota; Fungi; Ascomycota; Sordariomycetes; Hypocreales; Nectriaceae. The record is from RefSeq and is a predicted model, not a curated record. The coding region runs from base 71 to 430 and encodes 119 amino acids.
GAAACAACUGAUCAAUCAACUGCCACAGAAAAAUCUUCCUGGCCUCUUGUCGCUAGUUUCCUGCAUCGCGAUGUGUUUUUACGACCUGGUCGUCUGGAAAUGCGGCUAUUGGAGAUGGGGCAAGUUUCGAGAGCGGUGCCACAAAGAGUAUCGCACUGGUGAAACCUGUGGAAUGAGACUUGUGUUCGAGCGCCGAAAUCAACAAACGACUUGCAACCUAUGCAAUCAAAUCACAAAGAAAAACAACACGAUCGAAAGGACAGCCGAAAGGAUGGCAAGGCUUCGGAAAUGGAAUUGCUACGCUAGUGUCGCAAGAUGCGAGGAAGACCUGACGGAGCUUGGAGUCCAUAUUCAGAGGUUGGACGAGCAACAUUUCAGAGACGUGUGCGGUGAAGCCUACUUUGCGUCUCAAGUCCGGAAAUACUUUUGAGCUACAGCUUAGCAUUGGCCGUUCGGCUACCUGUCCACGCGCGAGCUUCCAUUAAUGCUGCUCAUUAACAUGAC